This is a messenger RNA of Capsicum annuum, 2060 nucleotides long. RefSeq lists its product as uncharacterized. The record is from RefSeq and is a predicted model, not a curated record. The coding region runs from base 453 to 1679 and encodes 408 amino acids. The transcript is spliced from 7 exons. Lineage: Eukaryota; Viridiplantae; Streptophyta; Magnoliopsida; Solanales; Solanaceae.
GAAUGCAUUGGGUGAACAGAGAUAUUGGAAGUAAGGGGCGUCUCAAUGAUUACAGAAAAAUCCAAAGUGGAAACAAGUAUGGCAAUUGCUGAACAAUCAUAAUCAUAAUAUAUAAAGAACUCCAAAUAAUAAUUUAUCUUUACACAUAUCGAGGCAACAAAAAAUACCCACACACAAAAAAAGAAAAGAUCAUAUAUUUAGCUUGAAAUCUUGUUUGAAGAAAAGAAAAGAUCAAAUUUUUAGCUUGAAAUUUUGUUGUAAGAAAAAAAAGAUCAAAAUUUUAGCUUGAAUCUUGUUUUAAGAAAAAAAAGAUCAAAUUUUUACCUUGGAAUUUUGUUGUAAGAGAAAAAAGAUCAAAUUUUUAGAUUGAAUCUUUGUUGUAAGAGAGGUUUUGGUUUGUGGGGUUUGAAGAUUUUUGUUUUGUUUUUUUAAAGAUUUUGGGGAAAUUGAGGAUGUGGGGUUUUGGGGGAAGGUAUUAUUGGGGGAGAAAAGAGAGGGGGGAAAUGGAAGGAAUAGUUGUGGUGUUCGCAUGGAUGUCAAGUCAAGAUAAACAUAUCAAGAACUAUGUUGAUUUAUAUUCCUCUCUUGGAUGGAAUUCUCUUGUUUGUCACUCUCAAUUCCUUAAUAUGUUUUUUCCUGAUAAAGCUGCAGCUUUGGCAGCAGAGAUUGUGAAUGAGCUUGUUGAGGAGCUAAAAGUUAGACCGUGCCCUGUUGUCUUUGCAUCUUUUUCUGGUGGACCAAAAGCUUGCAUGUACAAGGUUCUCCAGAUAAUCGAGGGCAAAUGUGAAGAACGUGUCAAUCUGGGUGAGUUCCGGCUUGUUAGAGACUGUCUUUCGGGCUACAUUUUUGAUUCUUCUCCAGUUGACUUUACUAGUGAUCUGGGUACUAGAUUUAUACUACAUCCAACAGUUCUUGGAAUGUCACGUCCUCCUCCCCUAGCCUCAUGGAUAGCAAAUGGAAUUGCUUCCAGUCUGGAUGCCCUCUUCCUUAGAAGAUUUGAAUCACACCGUGCUGAGUUUUGGCAGACUCUGUAUGCUUCUGUUAGCACCGGUGCUCCCUAUCUCAUAUUGUGCUCAGAAGAUGAUGAUCUUGCUCCCUAUCAAACUAUUCUUAAUUUUGCUCAGCGACUUAAAGAUCUCGGUUCUGAUGUGAAACUGCUAAAAUGGAGUAACUCCCCUCACGUAGGUCACUAUCGGUAUCACCAACUUGAAUACAAGGCUGCAGUGACUGAGGUACUUGGAAAAGCUGCUACGAUCUAUUCUCAAAGAAUCCGUCAACUUGAAGGGGAGAAGAUGGGGUUGGAAGGGUCACACGAUGAAAUCUCGGAGCCUUUAGGGAAUCUUAGAAAAGCAGCUGCUACUGCUAAUCAAAGCUUCCAAAGAAUUGUUCUUGAGUUGAAUGACCACUUCGUUGUACCCAGCUCUGUGGAAUAUCACGAGGGCAGUAAUUUCGGAUCAGUUCAGCACGAACAGAAAGAACGAUACAUUCCCCUAUCAAGCCCACCAAGAAUCAACGCUCAUGGUGUUCUUGGUCAAGUUCUAUUUGACGUGUGUGUCCCAAAGGUUGUUGAAGACUGGGACAUUAGGUCAUCACCAACUUUCAGGAAAGUAUCAUUCCCAUCAACUCGAAGGCAUUCACCUUUCAAUCCUAUGAAAUGCAUUCGUCGUUCAAGAUUGUAGGAUGUCUGCUAAGUGAAGAGAAAAAUGACAUGGGAAUAUCAAGAAUAUACAGACAUGAGAACGCCAUGAAAGAAACACGAAGACUCUGUAGGCUUUGCUUGUUCUUUUCGUUGGCGAAAUAAGGAUAAUCCUCAGGAAUCCAGAGGUACAUUACUUAAAUAGGCAAAAUGUUAACCUGAUUUUGCAUGGAGUUUGCUGUGUAAAAAAAGAUCAAGUCUACCAAGUGUUAAUGUUACCAAGCUUUCCCGUUUCAUUUGUUGCAUUACUCUGAUUGUACAUAGCUUGAAGAAAAAUAUAUCUCUUUGCCGACUCCAUCUUGUCUGGGACUGAGAUGUAGUUGUUAUUGUAUUUGUAUUUACAUGAAAAAUCUGUUCUGGUCGA